AAAACAUUUUGCUGUUAAACGAGCAGCACUGCCAAAGUCUUUUAGUCACCUCGUUUCAAAUCACUUAAGUAUGUUGGAUUUUUUGUUUUUAAAGAAUUUCAAUGUUACCUAACGGUUAUUAUUUCAAAAAAGAGUGGGUGGUAAAUAAUUGUUUAUAAUUUUAUCAAGAAGUACUGAUUUGAAGAACUGUGUAUAAGUUGUUACUGAACAUUAUUCGUUAUUCGUUUGUCUUGUUGUUACUAUUUAAGUUAUUUAACCAUAUAUGCGUAUAAAUUUCCAAAUAUUUUUAUGCUAAAAGUAUAAUAAAUUGGUUCUUUUAAAAAAAAAAAAAAUAUGUAUAAUACAACUAAUUUAGUUUACGAUAAUUACGUGGACAGCAGUAUGGUGCAUAAAUCACUUCAUAUAAAUCAAAAUGGUAAACAAUUAUCUUUUACAUUUGAAUUUUAUUAUAAUUUUUAUAUUUAAAUUAAGAGUUUGUUUUCGUUAUUCCAGUGAAUAACUAUAGCACUAAAAAAUAUGAAGAAGCAUACCGUCGAUCUUUAGAAGAUCCUGAAGGAUUUUGGGCUGAAGUUGGUACCGUAGUAGAUUGGUAUAAGCCCUGGGAAAAAGUUUUAGACAAUAGUGCACAACCUUUAACUGAUUGGUAAGUACUAGUUAUGCAUUUUCUUGAAGCAUUUCUAAUAAUAGUUUAAGUAAAACAAUAUAUUUUGUAUGAAAAAAUAGUCAGUUAUUUUAAUUAGUAUUAUUUACCAUUUACUUUACACUUAUAUAAUACAGUGCUCUACAAUUUUUUAUCCAAAUUCAUAAAGAUAAUAAUAAUAUAGCAUGUUGGAUUAUAUAUUCUGUACCACGAAUCAGGAUAAAUAAUAAGUCCAGAAAAUUGGAAUUUGAGUAACUCAAAGUUCAUAGAACCAUUGAUAAUACUUUAUAUUUUAUAUGCAAAAUUUAAAUUUAUGAAAAAAACUUACGGUUAGGCAAUGUGUACUUAUUGUAUUUUUUAUGUUAAAUGUAGGUAUGUACUUUUUAGUGUAUGCAAUGGUUUUGUGCUAAUCUAUGUAUUGUGAAAAGACUAAAGUGUUUAACUCCCCUUUGUGUUGCUUUCUAGAAAAUUAUAAAAUUGUAUAGGAAGACUGUAAAAUGAUCCCUAUUUAUAGAACAAUCAUUAAAAAAAAAAAAUUGAUUUUCAUUUCUUAUUAAAAAAAAUUACCAUUGUUUUCUUAGUUUUAUUUACGAGAAUUUUCUAGAAAUAAUAUAAUUUUCAAAAAUUUUGAUAAUUUUAUAUUUGAUUUCGAGUAGUAAACCUAUAAUUUUUGAAAAUUCUAUAAUAAAUUAGUCUAUAUAAAUUCGUACAAUAUUAUUUACAGCUUAUUUUUUUGAAAUAGGAUUAUAAGAAAUGGUCCACUAGAAUUGUAUUAUUCUGCCAAUGAUUACUGAUAGGUAUAAAAACUGAAUAAUAUAUAUACAAAUCAUAAAUAUGUAGGUUUGUUUUAAAAUUAGGUAACAUAAAAAGAAUAUAUUUUUUAAUUGUAAAAUAUUAAGAUAUUUUGAUAGACAUUAUUAAUUAUAACUUACUUAAAUAUAGAUAUUAAUUAUUAUAAGUUUUUGAUGAUGUAUAUAUAUAUAUAUAUAUUUGACAACUUUUAUCAUUAGUUUGCUAUUUAUAUUUUAAACGUAUAAUUGUAAUAUUAGAACUAGCUAGUAGGUAUAUAUCUUGUUGGUACCUACUUGAUUAGGCAAAUGAAGUAAUACAUAUGUUUAGCUCUAGUUAAUAUUUUAUAAAAAAAUAUAAUAUUACCAUGUCAGAAUUAGUAUAGGCUCAUUGUUUUCAAAAGAUAACUGGGUCAGGAAAUUGAUCCUGUCAAAGGGUAGGGAUUGAAGGUUAUAUAAUUAGCUGAUUUAAUUGUUUUAUUUUGUCAUACCGUCAGGAAUAAAAUACACCAUGGAAACAUUUUGUAACAAUGAUUUUGUACAAAUGUUUUUUUUCGAAUUUAUUUAAUUUGUAUCUUUAUUUUAGAACAGAUGUUUAAAUGGUUAAAUUAACGAAAAAAAUUAAUUAAUUAUUGAAAUGUAUGUAUACAAAUUUCUAUGCAGUACAUAAUAGCAUGAUAAAUUAAAUAGGUAUGACAGCAAAAAUUCUAUAUUCAUUGUGUUUACGCAUAUUCCUUACCCCCGAUUUCCCUCUGUCCACAUUUGUGACGUAAGCUUUUCGGUACAUCUUAUUGGUUGUAAUAUUUACAUUCAAAUUAUCGUGUAAUACUUAUAAUAAAGGUGGUUAACCACGUCUUGCCUUUAAGAGACAAAUUAAUAUUGAAUUUAAAUUUCCAAUUUAUUAAUUAUAUUGUUUUAUUAUUUAUUUAUUGUUAUUUAAUGAUACUUCUAAACACUAAAAAUAAAAAUAAACUGACAAAAUUUACAUCUUAAAGCUACCUAUGUUUAUUCUUUUAUCUGUCUAUUUAUUCGUUACGAAUCAUUAAUAAAUACGGAUAAUUAACUGAAUUUAUUUAUUUAUACAAUAUAUAUACACAUAUUAUAUUAGCUGAAAUGCUUGUGUGUGUAUUCAGAUUCUUAUAGGAGUAAAAAAGGACUUUUUUAUAUUGAGCAACUUUCAAAACACUUCCCUAGGCAGAAACGUAAAUUAAAAUUAUAGUAACCAUAUGCAUUUAUCACAAAUCAUAACUAAUGUUUUUGUAUUUUGUAUUGUGAUAACAGUAGCCGAAAAGCCUACGUCACACGUAUCAUGCAUAAUAGGACAUACUGGUAGUAUUGAAAAACUUGGUCAUAUUAAAAAUAUUUAUAGAAAAUAGUUUUGAUAAUUACAUCUAUUAUGAAGCCUUUAUUCUUCAAGAUGCAAAGUUUAAUUUGUAAGGUUUCCACAUUUCUUAAUCGUGUAGGAAUUUCUGUCGAUGGUGCCAUAAUUAGUUUAGUCUACCGAUGCAGUAUAAUUGGGUAUAUAAUAUCUUUUUAUUAACAUAAUUGAGCACAAAAUAUGCAUUUAAAUUAUAAAGCGAUGUUGCCAAAUUCGUUAUCCGUUGAAAAAAUUUUAGGAUCAGGGUUGCAAAUGAGAUAUCCGUUUUUCCACUUGCAGAUCUGUAGCUAGACUAGCUCAGGUUAAAAUCACAUCUUAGAAAAGGGCUCAAAACCAGAAUGUAUAUAUAAUGAAAUAUACAAUUUUAAUGGAAAUUAAUGAAGAAAUAGGCUACAUACAGAGUUAUCAAUUUAUCAUAAGAUACUCAUUAUCUUGGAAAUUAUUAACUUUUUUCGGAAUUUGUUUUAUAGAAUAUUUAAGAAACAAUCAGGUCUACAAUUUUACAUUUAUGUUAUUUUUUUCACCCUUAUUUUUGGGGGUAAAAACAACUACUUACUUUUGAUUGUUAAACGGCAACCUAUAUUAAAAAUUCCUUAAAUAGACGGAGUAUUAGUUAAAAUACAUUUUAGUAUUGUAAUUUAUAAUUUCCCGUAAAUCCAUUAUUUUAUCUUAAUUUUAUUUAUACGUGCAUAGCCACUUAGGCGUAUAUAAAUAAAACUAACCUACUAAUUAUGAUGGGUAGUUUAGUAUUCAAUCAGUAAAAUGUUUAAAAAAUAUAUUUUAUAGUUUAAACUUUAUUAUAUUAUUGUAGUAAUUCAAAAAUAAGGCGGGGAGGUUUAGCCUAAUUAUAUAAAAUAUAUUCACACGUGUAAGUUAAUUAUAAAUUUGAUUACCUUUCUUCUUCAGGUGGCAAAUUGAUCUGUUGAAUUUGAUAAAGGUGACCGUAGUAAAUAAAAAGAUUUUAAUAUAACAACUGUUUCUUUUUUAUUAAUUUUUUAAAUAUAAAACACUGUUCUAGGUUCCCGUGCUUUUGUAAGAAUCUCUGCGUAGUCUUUUACACUCGCUUGUGAUCAUCUGUCUAAAAGCAACGGGAACAAUACAUACACUGAGUAUUGCAUACUAAGAUACUGUAUUCUGUUUAUACUAAUUUAUAAAAAAUGCUAAACACAAUUGAUUUCAAGGCUGAUUUUGUUUAUUUGACACUAUCCCUGUAGAUAUCCAUAUAUACCUGAGCAUUGAAUUUCGUAUUAAAAGUUUUAUAAUUGAAUGUGCCAAAUAUAACCAAAAAAGUGAAAUAUAUCUUUUAUUUAGAAUUGCACAUCAAUUAAAUAUAUUAUUUUCAUAUACUUAGGUAUGGCUUAUAAUAUGUAUUUAAGUAUUUCAAAUUAAAUUUUUUUCACUUAUAGGUUUGUCGGUGGUCAAAUAAAUGCAUGUUUUAAUGCUGUUGAUCGCCAUAUCAAGGCAGGUAAGGGUAAAAAAAUUGCCUUAAUCCAUGAUAGUCCUGUAACUAAAACUGUAACAAAAAUUACAUACGAAGAUCUCUAUGAACAAGUUUGUAUACGUAUAAAAUCAAUAGUUAAUCUGUAUAAUAUAUUAUGAUUAUUAUGUUUUAAGGUGUCAUUGUUAGCGGGCGCUUUAGUCAAUUUAGGCGUAGUAAAAGGCGAUCGUAUUUUAAUUUACAUGCCACUUAUACCAGAAGCUAUAAUAUCAAUGUUAGCUGUUGUUCGCAUUGGAGCUGUUCAUUCUGUAGUUUUUGGUGGUAAGUUAAGUUAAAUUAUAAAUUAAUUAGGUAUUCAAAUUAAAUAUAAUCAGAAUCUAAAAUAAAUUUAAUUUGCAGUGUUCUUUUUUAGUGUUUAUAACUAAUAAGUAGUUUUAAUUAGGAGGUACCUACUUAAUUUAAAAAAAUAUCUAUAUUUAUAGAUACUUAAAUUAUAUUAUAAUUUAAGUGCAUUUCGAAUUAGGAAUAAAGGUCAUAAGAUUUAGUCUGGGAAUAGUGAAUAGUAUAGCAGGAAACAGUGAUGUAGCCAGAAUUCAGGAAAACUCCCUAUAGUAUUUCCCCAAAUAAAUUUCCUUUCAGAAAAAGUCAUUGUAAAUCAGAGAACUAUUUCUGGUAGAAAAGUUAUCCAAAGAAAAAAAAAACAUUGUUGUAAAACUAAUUCCUACAUUCCUACAUUCCUUGCUCCACUCAGAAUUAAAAAUAUUUGUGAUAAUCAUGAGCUAAGAUAGGUAUAGGUACGUAUCGCGGUUAUAUAAAUGUGUAGAUAACCGUGGUACGUAAAAAUAUAAUAAAAAGCCUGCGGUGGAUCCAGACGUUUUUUAAAGGGGGGAGGAACACAUUAUUUAUAUUUUUAGUAAAUUAAUAUUAAAUAAGUACCUAAAUAAAAAUCUUUAGUCCAUUGACAGGAAGGACAUGUGCCCCAGUGCCCCCCUGGAUCCACCACUGUAAAAAGCUAUAUUUGUGAAAUAUAUCUAUGGUCUAUGCCUCUAUGGAAUGUGGAUACUUAUAUUAUUUUUAAUUAUACCCUAUCAUAUUCCGUGAUGAUAUAUAAUCUUAUUGUAGGAAUGCGACAGCUGAGGGUACCUAUGUUUAUUGUAAUUAUAAAUAAAUAUAAAACUGUAAUUGUUUAACUUUCAAAAUUAUGCAUAUUAUUUAGUUAUUUUAUUAUUUGGCUUUAUUAUAUUCCUAAAAUGUUUUCAUUAUAGUCAUAAUAAAUUAUAAUUAUUAUCAAAUUGAGUGAAAGAUCUUAAGAGUUAAGACAAACAUAAAAAUAGAAAUUUGGAAGAAUUAUUUUGUGUUUUAAUGUUGGUAUUAUUUGUUAGUUUAGCUACAGAGGGAAGUGUAGGGAUAAAGUCCCUCACGGUUCUAUGAUAAAUCUAUAGUGAAAAUAUCACUGAUAAAAUCAUCCAUAUUACAGUUUUUUAAAUUUAUUUGUAGUGAUCUAAUUAGACGUGGUACACUAUAUUCAUUGUGUAAAAAAUAAAAUUAAUAAAUUUAAAAUGUGAAUUCUCCCAAAUAGAUAUUGAAAAGCUGACGUUACGCUAAAUAUCUUUUUAAUAUCUAAUAUUCAUUUAUCGUGAUUCUUGAAUUUUAUUUUUUUUGGGACAAAGCUCUCCAGAAAUUUAUUUUUCUAAUUAACCUGCAAGCAUAUUUUUCGUAUUAUUUUGAUUUCAUAAUUUCUUUGGCGGGGCUAUAACAAGUGCAAAUGUUUAUAAAUAACUCUUAUAAUAAAACUUGUUCUUAUAUUAAAAAUUUAACUUCCAAAUAGAUUUAUUAUACAAUUUAUAUUUUUAUGUAAAAAAUUGAUAAUAAAAUAUUUUUACCGGAGAUAUAUUGUAGGAAAUAUUUUGAUGUGGAACUUAGAAAAUUUAAGUAAAGCCUUUGGUAGAAAAGUUGUUUACGAACACAAAAUACCUAACCAAUACCUAGGUACCUACCUACAUUCCUUGCUGCACUUAGAAUAUAGCAUAUUUUGCCAAACUUUUCUACUGGAUACCUACUUAUUUUUCACGUGUGCUAAUAUUACAAAUUUAAAUAAUUAAGAUCUUUAAUUAUUAUAGGUAUAAUAAUAUCUUUAAUUGUCUGGCAUGGACAAUUAUAGGUACCAAUUUGUUUUAUCUUUUAAUGCUUUAAAAUUAUUUUAUGAUAAUCAUAUUAUUAUAGCUUCUCUAUUUUUAAGUAAAAUAUUUUAAGAAGUAUGUUAUUAUUAUAGAUAUUAUUUAUUACCUAUCAUACAUUAACAAUAACAAAAUUUCUUAGGUUUUGCAGCACGUGAACUUUGUGCCCGUAUUAACCAUGCUACUCCAAAAAUUAUAAUAGCUGCUAAUUGUGGAAUUGAACCAAACAAAGUAGUGAGGUAUAUAUAAUUGACAAAAAAUAUUAAUUUAAUUUAUUAACAUGUGGAACUACAAUAUAUUAAUUAUUACUUAUUAGUAUUAUAAUUCUUAAUCUAGGUACAAAGAUAUUCUAAAUACUGCUUUAGAUCGAGUAACAAAAAAACCUAAACAUUGCAUUAUUUAUCAAAGACCAAACAUGGAACCUUCAUUAUUAACUCCAGGGGUUGAUAUACUUUGGUCAGAUGCAUUGUCAACAGCUAAACAUCAUCCUUGUGUACCUGUCGAAGCAAAUCAUCCUCUUUAUAUAUUAUAUACUUCAGGCACUACGGGUUUGUAAUUCUAAAACAUUUUCUAAAUAAUAAAACUGUAUACAAUAUCAAAAUAUAUGUGUAAAAUACUAAACUAUUAAUAUUUAUGAACACUACCUACAAAUGUUUUUUCGGGGCAUUUAAAAACUUGAAAUAUUCAUAGGUACCUAUAAUAUAAUGAUAUUUACCUACCUGGUUCACUACACUACAGACAAUGUUAUAUACCUAUUGAUAGGGUUUGAUUAAGUUAGGUAAAGCAAUAUUUUCUGACUACGGCAUUGAUGUAAUGUAAUAUGUAGGUACCUAUACCUAUAACAUAUCAUAAUUUGAUGUGUGUGUUUUUUAGUUUAUUUAUUAAAGUAGCAUCUAGUAGGAAAUAACUCGAGACAGUGGUGUGCACAUUCUUUUUAAUUGAAAAUUCAUGAACACGCUACUGGUUUAAGAAGUAUACCUAUAUUUAUUUUAAUAAUGAAUAUGAUUCUUUUAGAUAAAAUAACUUGGUAUUAUUUAUCAUUAACCAAUAUUAACAUUGUAUUAUUACUAACCUACAAUUUUAAUAUGAUUUCGAGCAGAAGAAAUUGAAUGAAAUGGAGUUCUAAAGAAAAUUCAGCCCAUUUAUUUUGUAUUUCUUAUGUGGAUAAGCAGAUUAAUAAUUUUAUGAAAUUGUGUACUAUAACCUAAUUUUUAUGUUACACAGAUGGAAUAUUAUAUUAUAGUUCUUUAAAAUAAAUUAGUUUAUAACUAAAUACCAUAACAGUAAAAGUUACAAUUUGUCAAUACAUUUCUAGUAGGUACCUACUUAUUAACUAUUAUAAAUUCAUUAAUUUAUUUUCAGAUAAACCUAAAGGAAUUGUUCGACCAACUGGGGGACAUAUUGCAACAUUAUGUUGGACAAUGAGUUGCAUUUAUGGUAUGACAGGAGAUGAUGUUUGGUGGACUGCGUCUGAUAUGGGAUGGGUUGUUGGUCAUUCAUAUAUAUGUUAUGGUCCACUAUGCGCUGGACUUACAUCAGUCAUGUAUGAAGGUAAACCAGAUAGGACACCUGAUCCUGGACAAUAUUUUAGGUAAAUCAUAUUUAAUUUAAACAUUAAUAAGAAUUAUUGUAUAAUGUUUAUCAUAUAAUCUAUUGAAAACUAUUAUCAAGAGAGUUAGCCUUAAUUUAAUUAAUUAGUUUUAUACACAAUUGUAUAAUUAGGUAUUUUAUGUUUUGAGAUAUUUAAAUUAUAUGUUACAGAGAGUUAUUAUUAUACUACAAAUAUAAUUUAAUACUAUUAUUUAAUUACUAUAUAUAUUUCAUAUUAUCUUAUAGAAUUUAUUAAAUAGUAUAACAUAAAUAAUAUUUUUAAUUUAAGAGUAAUCCAAGAUCAUAAAGUUAAUGGACUGUUUACCGCACCAACUGCUUUAAGAGUCAUCAAAAGAGAAGAUCCAAAUUUGGAAUUUGGUAGUAAAUAUAAUACAAAAUCGUAAGUAAUACAGCUUCUAAUGUAGGUACCUAAAUUAUUCUGUACUAAAAAUAUAUUUUAUUCACAGUCUGAGGACUUUAUUUGUUGCGGGGGAACAUUGUGAUCAUGAAACACUGACAUGGGCUGGAAAAGUUCUAAAUGUAAGUAAAAAACAAUUAUAAUAUGAUAAAAUAAUAUAAUACAAGUAUGAUUAUAUUUUAUUACAUAAUUGAAUUAGGCUAGUAAAUAUAAAUUUUAGAUUGAAAGUGGAAUGAAUUUCUGUUUUGCAAUGAUAUUUUUGUUUGUACAGCAGAUUGAUUUAGAAGUUAAAUUGUAUCUAUAGAUUUACAAAUAUAUAUAUAUAUAUAUAUAUAUACCUAUAAGAAAAUCCUAAAUAAAUGAAAAAGUAGGUAUGUAGAACUGUAGGAGGUUCCAAGUUUAGUUGGAAUAGGGCAAGAAAAUAUUUUACAAUUUUAUAAUAGAUCAAACUCAAUAAGUUAUCAUUAGAUAUAAAUAUUAAACAGAUUAUAUUGUUUACACACUUCAUUUAAAAUUUAAUAUUAUUAAAAAUAUAUAACCAUGCAUUUAAAUUGUAAUAAAUAAUCAAGAUUUUUGUUGUUACUAUAGUGAUACUAUUGUAAUAUUUAGGAUAAAUGUUGAGCUUUUGACUGGUUAAAUACUUUUGGUCAAUUGUCCAUAUUUGUAUGGACAAUAGAAGUCAAAAUCUAAAAAUUGAAAAAUUAUAACUUGUAAAAUGCUUAAUUAUAUUAUUAAAUUUAAAAUGCAUUUUUUAAUUUUUACUAAAGUUGUCUAAAGAUAUGCACAUCGAAUGAAUGGUUAGACAAUUUUAAUAAUUUUAAACAUUAUUGAUCAACUAAGUAAUAAUUAUUCAUUUUAUCUUUAAUGUGGUUAGGUAAAUAUAAAAACAAAAUUUUAUUCUAAAAACAAAUAUUAAUAAACAACACAAAUAAUACAAUUCAUAAUAAAUUAAGGUAGUUAUUUUAAUAUAUAUUAUUUAUACAACUAAAAAUUCACCAUAUUUUGAACAAUCAAAUUACCAAGUGUCAACCCUGUUUAGAAUGAUCCUAUUUAUAGUUUUAAAUCAAUCUUGAAUUUAUUGAUUAUUUUUAUUUUUAAAACUUUUAAUUAUAUAUUUAAAACGUAUAAUAUACCUAUAUGAAUACCUGUACUUUAAAACUAUAGAUUACUAUAAUAUUUUUUUAUUGUUUACUAAGGUACCCGUUUUGAAUCACUGGUGGCAAACUGAAACUGGUCAUUCAAUUACAGCUACUUGUCUGGGAUUUGGACAUAACCUAAAGCCUCCAAUGUUUUCCGCGGGUAUGCCAUUCCCUGGAUAUGAUGGUAAGAAGAUAAUUAUUUUUGUUUUUGGUAAAAUUAAUAAAAACUAAACUGAAUAAAAAAAAUGUAUGGUCUUACUUAUUUUCAACUUUUUAAAACUUUUAGUAAGGAUUUUAAAAGAAGACGGCAGUCCAUGUCGGCUAUACGAAUUGGGUAGAAUUGUGGUUAAACUUCCAUUACCACCUGGAGUUAUGUCAUGUCUAUAUAAAGCCCCUGAACGGUUUAUUAAUACAUAUUUUAAUAAUUUCAUUGUACGAAAAUUAGUACACAUUUUAGUUUUGCGGUUAAAGCUAAUAUUGAAUAUUUAUUAUAUCAGGGUUAUUAUGAUACAAUGGAUGCUGGCUAUACUGAUGAAUAUGGUUAUAUUUACGUCACAGCCAGAGACGAUGAUGUUAUUAAUGUGGCUGGACAUAGACUAUCGACAUCUGCAUUAGAAGACGUCAUUUUAUCACAUCCAGACGUUGGUGAUGCUGCUGUAUUUGGAGUUCCAGAGAAUACCAAAGGGGAAAUACCUUUAUGUCUUUAUAUAAAAAAUAAAAGUUAGUUAGUAAUUGAGUUUUGAAUUUAAUGUAGUUUAUAAAUAAAAUUUGACUAAAUUAGAUUGCAGUAAAAAUGAAGAAGAAAUUAAUAAUGAAAUCGUACAAAAUGUUAGAGAUUUAAUUGGACCAAUUGCAUCAUUUCAUUUAUGUUCACCUGUGGAAGGGUUACCAAGAACAAGAUCAGGCAAAACAGCUAGGAAAUCAUUAUCAAAUUUAGCUAGUGGGAAAAAAGUUAUAGUAAGUUAAAUAUAAGUAAAUUAUUUAACAUAGAUGAUAUAGAUAAUAGAUAACUAUAAGAAAUCUGAAAAUCAUUUUGAUCAACAUAAUAAUAUUAAAUAUGUACAUGUAUAUAUAUUAUUAUAAUUGAAAAUAAACGUUUUUUUCGUGAUCUUUAUAAGACAUUCCAUUUUAAAUAUAAAAAGAUACCAAUUUGUUGUAAAUUAUACAAAUGAGGUACUUAUCUAUUUAUAUUUUUAUGUAGGUAGUUUAAUGCAUUAUUAGUGAAAAGUUAUUUUACUAAUUGUGACUUUUUAUUAAUUUUAUUAUAAAUGUGUUUAUUUUUUAUACUUUUGAAGCGGUGCCAUCUUUAAAUGUUAAAUUUAUAUUUUUGCCAAUAUGACACUUUAGAGUAGUAAUAUUAUUAAUUACUCGUAAUUCAAAUUUUUAAUUGUUUUUACAAAAAGUGCCUGUAAAUAUAUAAAUUAUAAAUGUAUACAACUCAUUAUCCUGACUUUCCAUUGAUACUACCUAUACAUAAUAAUUAAAAAGUUAGUUCAAAUUAUAAAAAACAAAAAUAAUUUUGUUACAGAUAUCAGGAACGAUAGAAGAUCCUUUAGUAUAUUUGGACAUUAAGAAGGUACUACAAAAACUUGGGUAUGCUAAAAAUGCUCCAGAUCCCGAAACCGAAAAAUAACAAAAGGAUGCAUAAUAAAAAAAUUAUGUUAAUUUUUUUAAAUUUUGAUUAUUUGAUUCUUAGUAUAAUUGAUAUAUUGUUAAACAACUAAAUGUGGAAUCUAUAAUCAAUUUAAUUGUGAAGCUAUAACAAUUUAUAACUCACUGUCCGUAUCAGUACGGAUUAAAAAAAAAAUUUCAGACAAAUUAUGAACAUUCUCAACCAUUAGGUAAUUAAUAAAAAAAAAGUCUUAAUCAGUGCAAUAUAAACACCACAGUGUGUUUGGUGUAAAUGAUACUAUACCAUUUUUAUAAUCUUAAAGGCUCACUGACAUAGAGGGGAGAUGCCCAACCAUCCAUGAAUCCAAUAUACACACAGGCCUAUUCAAGUCCAGUUUUGGUACUGGUCCUAAACUUAAUAUAUACCUAAUAUAUAUUAUUCUAUAAAUACGAAUAAUAAAAUUAAUUCCCUUUUUGUGUAUCUUAAAAAAACAUUUUAAUAAUUCCAAAGAACUCAUAUUAUUAUUAGGUAACCUACCUAUUUAUAAUUGUUGUUUGAUGCACAAGCAGACAACUGUAAGUUGUGUAGAAUGUCUCUUUAGUUCUUAAUAUUAUAUAUUAUUUUUUAAAUUUUAACCUUGGAAGUAUAAUUUUUAGUAUUGAAAUAAAAUUCAUAAAAAAAUAUAUUGCGUUCAAUAAAAGUCUUGCUUGCCAUUAGGGAUACAAAUUUAAAUUCAUUUAUAAUUAUUAAUUUAUUCUACUUUUAAUAUAAUUAAAAAUAAAUUUAAAAGCAUUAAGAAUAUAAUAUUUUUUAAUUUGUUAGGUAAUCAAUGAGUUUUGGUAAAUAAUAAAUAUUCAUGAGAUCAACAUAUAUUAUGAGUUAGUAUAGUAGGCAAACCUACUAGAUAUUAUUUUAUAUGAACAAUAUAUUAUAUUAUUUAAAUUUAAAAAAAUUGUUUCUGUUUACUUAAAAUACUACUGUUUAAGAAAAAAAUUGUAAAUAUUAUGAAAAAUAAAAUAAAAUAAUAUUAUUAACUAACUAAUUUAUGAUUAAUAGUUUUACCAGUGUCUAUAUUUGUGUUACAAUGAUUGAUUUUAAAAUUAAAUAGAUAAGUGUAAAACUUAAAAAUCGUAUAAUUGGGAUGGAUGGUUUAUUCUUGGCAACAAAGUACCUGAGCAUUUCCAGAAAAAAUUCGCAAAAACUGUUUUCCCAAGCACAAUAAAAUAUUGAAAAAUGAAGUACCUACACUUCAAUUUUAUUUAUACUUAAAUAAUUUAAAUAUAAAAAAUCAGUUACAAUAUUUUACAAAAAAUUAAAAAAAACUAUAUCACAGAAUUUUACAAUCAAAUUUAAUUCAAAUAAUUAAAACAUUACUUAAUUGAAUUGGAAUAAAGUUAAAUUGAAAAUAAUGACUUAGAAAAACUAUUUGAUGUUUUAAUAAAAUUAAUACUAGUAAACACUAAAUUACACAGUAAACAAUGAAUAUUAUAAAUUAUAAUACCUAAUUAACAAAUAAAGAUAUUAAUAUUUCAUUAUAAUCAAAAG
Cinara cedri is the source of this 12725-nucleotide messenger RNA. The record is from the annotation of a GenBank genome assembly. NCBI's taxonomy places the organism in Eukaryota, Metazoa, Arthropoda, Insecta, Hemiptera, Aphididae.